UCCUCCUCCUCUCCUCCUCCUCCCUUCCCCCCACCCCCACCCCCCAGUGUGAUCGCGCUCGUCCGCAGCCUCCGCUCCCGGACUCACCGCAUCCAUCCGGCACGCGACGCGCUCGAGGCUCCGAGUCCGCGCACCUCCUUUUCUGAAUGACGGGCGGCCGCUUCGACUUCGACGAUGGAGGCACGUACUGCGGCGGCUGGGAGGACGGCAAAGCCCACGGACACGGCAUCUGCACGGGCCCCAAGGGCCAGGGCGAGUACUCGGGCUCGUGGGCGCACGGCUUCGAGGUGGUGGGCGUGUACACGUGGCCGAGCGGCAACACGUACCGCGGCUACUGGGCGCAGGGCAAGCGCCACGGCUUAGGCGUCGAGACCAAGGGCAAGUGGACGUACCGCGGCGAGUGGAGCCACGGCUUCAAGGGCCGAUACGGCGUGCGCCAGAGCCACGGCACACCUGCCAGGUACGAGGGCACGUGGAGCAACGGGCUGCAGGACGGCUACGGCGUGGAGACCUACGGAGAUGGGGGUACGUACCAGGGCCAGUGGAUGGGGGGCAUGCGCCACGGCUACGGCGUGCGGCAGAGCGUGCCUUAUGGAAUGGCCACGGUCAUCCGCUCCCCGCUACGCACCUCGCUGGCGUCCCUCCGCAGCGAGCAGAGCAAUGGCUCGAUCCUGCACGACGUCACGGCGGACACGCCUGCUGGGAGCCGCGGCGGCUUCGUGCUCAACUUCCACAGCGACAGCGAGGUGGUGACGGGCAAGAAGAAGGGCCUCUUCAGGAGGGGGUCGCUCUUCGGCAGCCUGAGGCAGCUGAGGAAGUCCGACUCGCGGACGUCGAUAUCGAGCAAGCGCAGCUCGGCGCGCAGCGACGCCGCCAUGAGCCGCAUCAGCUCCAGCGACGCCAACUCCACCGUGAGCUUCGGCGACGGCGACCUGCCCGACGAGUACUUCCCGGCGGAGGACAACGUGGACGCCACCACCACGGAGUCCUACAUGGGCGAGUGGAAGAACGACAAGAGGAGCGGCUUCGGCGUCAGCGAGCGCUCCAACGGCAUGAAGUACGAGGGCGAGUGGCUCAACAACCGGCGGCACGGCUACGGCUGCACCACGUUCCCGGACGGCACCAAGGAGGAGGGGAAGUACAAAAACAAUGUUCUGGUGCGCGGCAUAAGGAAGCAGCUGAUCCCCCUUAAAAACCCCAAAACGAAGGAGAAGGUGGACCGUGCUGUGGAAGGGGCGCAGCGCGCCGCCGCCAUUGCCAGGACUAAAGUAGAAAUAGCCGCCUCGAGGACCGCCCACGCCAGGGCAAAGGGCGAGGCCGCAGACCAGGCCGCGCUGGCCGCCAGCCAGGACUCGGACAUCGCCAGGGCCAUAGCGAGGGAGCUCUCUCCGAGCUUUCACCAACCAGGCCCUGAUUACAUCAAACAGCGGUUUAAUGAACCUGUGCAGAUCACAGAGAUCCCUGAAGAAAAGAAGGAAAAGUCGCCCUCAGGAAGUCCUCAUUUCUACAGGAAGGGCACCACUCCCAACCACACUCCGACCCCUAGCCCUGGGCCCACCCCACCACCGUCACCUCACACCAGCAAGAAGAAGCAAUCCCAGGUCAACAGCAGUUUCAGCAGGAAAACGAGCACUGAAGAGAAGGUCCCCUUCACCUCAAACCCAGCCAACAUCAUCACCACCCCAGCCCGAAUCCCUGCAAAACAGGAAGUGGUUCCUCUGAAGCCCCCUAAGAAUGCAGAGCCACCGGCCAACACCAGCCCUGGCAAUGGGGAGCUGCACUCCCAGUAUCAUAGCUAUUACGUGAAGACUGAGGUGAUGUUCCCCCAUGAUGAACCCGAAGAGAAACACUCAGAGACCCCAUCCUCUCUAACCCGGAUGCCAUCCUCCCAAAAGCAGUUCAGACCCCCCACCCCAAAACCUGCCCUGGCACUGCCAGCUGCCAAAGAAAUUAAGCCUGAGCCCAGACUCAGGAAGCAGGAUUCUCUCAAGCCAAAGAGCCUCGCGGAAACCAAGAAAGCCAGCAUGGAAAUCACCAGCGACGUCGAGGAAGAAGAUAUGGGUCCUAACUCAGUUUUGGUUGCCCUUGUAAUGCUGUUGAACAUCGGCCUAGCAAUUAUUUUUGUUCACUUCCUGACAUGAUGGAUCUGCAGCUGAGUUUUGACCCUUCAGUGAAGUCAUGAAAACUUGUGGCGUACUCCCUAACGCUCUGCACUUAUGUCAACGGCCUACAGAAAACCAAAAGGGUGGCAGUCAAGACUCCGACACAGUCGAAGAGGGAUUGGCAUUAGAGCAGUGCAUGGGAGAGGUUGAGAGACGGAGCGUUCAGUCAGGGGCCGACAGGCUCCCUGCCCACGAUUUAUGGCUCUUUUGGGUCCCGUGAAAGCGGAAGCCAGCAGCUAUGUUGGGAAAAGUGGGGGAAAAGAAAAACACAACAACAAACAAACAAACAAAAAUCUGCUGAUCCAAGCCAUAAGCGCUGACGUGCAUGGGCGCUCCUUCGUUCCCAGCAGAGGGGAGGUGGGGGAGAGAGAGAAAGAUUUAACUGGAAAUGUACGGAGGUGCACUUUUAGUUUGACGGGGGCGAACAGCUGCCUUGCUAUUUUACCGUCUGACGUCGCGGUGGGGAGAUGUGCUCGACGGCUGCCAGAGGAAUCCGUUCGGAGGAGCGCGCUGCGGCAGGGCGCUCGUUCCCGCGUUCGUCCCACUCCCACUGGAGGAAACCUUCACUCGCUAGACCCCUCGCUUUCCCGUCUUAUUCCAUUACCUGCAGCUUCUUCUAACUUUCUCCUCCCUCUCUUUCGGGGAGAUCUCUGAUGUGACACGCCCAAUGCAUGGUACUGUUUUAAUGACCUUUUUCGUUUUGUUUUGUUUGCCGUUUUAUUUUUCCUGCGCGUUUUUAUCCAUAGCUGUAGACGCUUAGAAACCCUUUAUUGGAGGGUAACAAAUUCAAUGCCGAAAAAGUCCUCGCCCUUUUCAUUUGGUAUCAUAGCAAUCGUUCAACAAUUAAUAAUAUUCUAAUUUUUUUAAGAAAAGUGCAAUAUGUUUUAUUUUUUUAAAGAAGAGGGAUAUAUUUUGCCAAUAAAGGGUUUCUAGUUUUUUGAUCAUUAUAACUGGUGUAGGAAAUAUAUUUCUUUUCUUCGUUUAGACCUAUCGUACUCCACACGAAGUGUAAAGGCAUAUUUAUAGUGGGAGAGCUCAACCAUUGGACUGUGGUUUGCUUGUCUGGAGCGAUCGGAGCUCGCAGGAACACUACAGGAAUCUUGAGAAAGUCUUACACUUAUGUUAUUUAUUGUUUUUUUUUUUUUUUUUCCUUCAAGUACUAAGGCUGAGAAAUAACGUCAUGGUAUUAUAAAAUGAGCAUAGUGCAUAGUGCAUGGGAUUUUUGUUGAGAAUUUACUGCUUCCAGUGUUGGCACCAUUUAGUCGGCGGAGGCCCCGCGAGCGGUCAGGCGGGAUCGGCGACGGUCGCGGCGCGGGCCCUGCGUUCACGUGCACGCUCGCGAGGCCGGCCGUUCGGCCUCCCUGCACCGCUUCGAAAAUCAGGUAGCGCCGCUCGGUGUGUGCGACAGAUGCCUUUAUAAAGUCUUUAACAGUGCCACUGUUUACCUCAAAAGGAAAAAACAAGAAAAAGAAAAAAAAAAAACAAAAGCCUCAACGAAGUGUUUGUCUUAAUGUUCGUAGUGUAGGAGGACUGACUGCCGCAGAUGCUAGAAGCGUUAUUUCUUUAACGUGCCACUCCGUUGUGACCGUUCCGUUCUUCGUUGCUGGUACAGCAUGGUGUUCCUUGUUUUCACUGAGGAUUUAUUUACAUGCAUAUUAUGAGCAGAAAACACUUCAAGAGUAGAAUACUCGCACACUUAUUAUGGGAUGCUUGUCGUUUUCAAAUGUUCGACGUUAAAAAAAGGGCUUCAAAUAAAAGGGUAAUAAAUGCAUAAUUUCAAUGCAAUGUAGUUUCAGUAGUAGUUUGCAUGGGUGAUUCAUGGUACAUGGCGUCGUCGUGAAGUGCGCUGUGCUAAGACCCAUACUGGUGAAGGAGGUCUGUGGGAAGUCGGAGCAGGUCGUCGUCGGCCCAGGCCAGGUGUGCUUUGCGGAAUGGUUCUACGGUGUUUGCAGUUUAUGCAAAGGGAAUACGGGGGAAAUACUUUAUUAUGAGUACUUUUUAAGGUGAACUAAGGCUGAGGAGUAAGAAGCAAAUCCACAGACUGUAAAAACUCCCAAUAUGAUGCAGUGGGACUUUAUAUAUACAUACACAUAUAUAUAAUACAUAUAUAUGCAUACUGUAUAUACACAUAUGUAUGUGUGUGUGUGUGUGUAUGUAUAUAUAUAUAUAAAAUCUCAGCAGUUUUAACCCUUUACUUUACAGAGAAUUGUAUAUUGCUACAUUGAAACACAUUUUGUCCCUGGCAGUUUUCACUCUUAUUAAGGCCUGUAAUGAUUAAGGGUUGAAACAUAAAGCGUAUGGGACUUUUGUAAGCAACAAAGCAUGCUGUUAUUGUUUAUAUAUAGAUUAUAUACAAUUUGUAAGCCUUUCUACAGAGCACAAUCUAGAGACUGGUACUGGUUGGUAUUUUUCUAAAAUUUUCACAGCAGUAUUUAAAAAAAAAAUUAGCGUGAGUUGUUUUUAAUUGGUCAGUGUCAUGUGAACAGCAUUUGAUUAAAAAAUAUGACUGAUAAAUGUAAUGUGUGCUACAAUUUCAACAGCAGCCAGAUGAAUGAAUUAAUGUGUUCAAAGGAUUUACCGUUUAAAUUAUUAAAUAGCAUUAAGACAUGUUAACAAGCUGAGCUGUGUGAGCCUUUAUGUCAAGCCCAGCAAACCCAAAGAAUUUGUGUAACAUUUUUGGAGACGGAUUCUCAUGAAUAAUAAAAAGAUGUGACAACUU
Scleropages formosus (Asian bonytongue) is the source of this 4881-nucleotide messenger RNA. RefSeq names its product junctophilin 1a (gene jph1a). The coding region runs from base 147 to 2141 and encodes 664 amino acids. Gene Ontology annotation, molecular function: DNA binding. NCBI's taxonomy places the organism in Eukaryota, Metazoa, Chordata, Actinopteri, Osteoglossiformes, Osteoglossidae. The record is from RefSeq and is a predicted model, not a curated record. Gene Ontology annotation, cellular component: endoplasmic reticulum membrane; junctional membrane complex; sarcoplasmic reticulum. Gene Ontology annotation, biological process: DNA integration; DNA transposition. The transcript is spliced from 6 exons.